GGUCCGUCGAUGAUGAGCCUGCUAGCAGACCUCGAGCGGUCUAGCCGUGUGGGAGCUAGCGUGCUAGCAAAGCUGUUGGUGUAUUUCCCGGACAGCGCGAUGGAGAACAUGGUGAAGUGUUACACUCGUAUUCCGCCGCAGCGUGUUGACAACGUCACCGGGAGCUAAGGGCGUCUCCCCCCCCCCCCCAAUGAAAGCGGGACUGUCCCGACUCCCCGGUGUCAUUGUUUGGAUGAACUGAGAGAGCUAGCACCGCCGGGUGAGACUCUACCAGAGCGGGCACGGAUGGGAUUGACACAGCUAGCCGAUGCUAACGGUUGUGCUUGGCUGACUGGCUUGGCGGCUAACCGGGCGGCGUUAGCUAUCUGACACAGUUAGUUGACAUCGCUCAUCAGAUAAUUACCAGCCUCUGAAAAGAGCAGCUUUGCUGGCACAACCAUGCCUCCCAGGCCCUCCUCGGGAGAACUAUGGGGGAUGCACUUGAUGCCCCCCAGCAUCCUAGUGGACUGCCUUCUGCCAAAUGGCAUGAUUCUCACAUUGGAGUGCCUCCGGGAGGCCACGCUGAUCACAGUCAAGCAUGAGCUUUUCAAAGAGGCCAGGAAGUACCCUCUGUACCAUCUGCUGCAGGAGGAGAGCUCCUACAUCUUUGUCAGUGUCAACCAGGAGGCAGAGCUGGAGGAGUUCUACGACGAGACCAGGAGGCUGUGCGAUCUUAGACUCUUCCAGGCCUUCCUCAAAGUUAUUGAGCCAGUAGGCAACAGAGAAGAGAAGAUUCUCAACCGAGAGAUAGGUUUUGCAAUUGGAAUGCCUAUAUGUGAGUUUGACUUGGUGAAAGACCCAGAAGUGCAGGACUUCAGAAGGAACAUUUUAAAUGUUUGCAAAGAAGCUGUGGACCUCAGAGACUGUAACGGACCCCACAGUAGAGCUUUAUACGUGUACCCCCCCAAUGUAGAAUCCUCAGUGGAACUUCCUAGGCACAUCUAUAACAAACUGGAUAAAGGUCAAAUCAUCGUCGUCAUUUGGGUUAUUGUGUCGCCCAGCAAUGACAAACAGAAGUACACCCUGAAGAUCAACCACGACUAUGUGCCGGAGCAGGUGAUUGCAGAAGCCAUCCGCAAGAAGACACGCAGCAUGCUGCUCUCCCAGGAGCAGUUAAAGAUGUGCGUGCAGGAGUAUCAGGGAAAAUACAUCCUCAAAGUGUGCGGCUGCGACGAGUACUUACUGGAGAAAUACCCUCUGAGUCAGUACAAGUAUGUACGCAGCUGUAUCAUGCUGGGACGGAUGCCCAACCUGAUGCUGAUGGCAAAAGACAGCCUGUAUUCCCAGUUGCCCAUGGACAACUUCACCAUGCCAUCGUAUGCGAGGCGAAUAUCCACAGCGACGCCGUACAUGAACGGGGAAACGGCCACCAAGCCCCUGUGGACGAUCAAUGGAACACUGAGGAUCCGGAUACUGUGCGCCACUUAUGUCAACGUUAAUAUCAGAGACAUUGACAAGAUCUACGUCAGGACUGGGAUAUACCACGGUGGAGAGCAGCUGUGCGAUAAUGUCAACACCCAGCGGGUGCCCUGUUCGAAUCCCAGGUGGAAUGAGUGGCUUAAUUACGACAUGUACAUUCCAGACAUCCCCCGUGCCGCCCGACUCUGCCUCUCCAUCUGCUCUGUGAAAGGGAGGAAGGGAGCUAAAGAGGAGCACUGUCCCCUCGCCUGGGGCAACAUCAACCUGUUUGACUACACCCACACGCUAGUUGCGGGGAAGAUGGCUCUCAACCUAUGGCCUGUCCCGCAUGGCCUUGAAGACCUGCUCAACCCCAUCGGCGUCACGGGCUCCAACCCCAACAAGGAAACUCCAUGUCUGGAACUGGAGUUUGACCACUUCAGUUGCCCUGUCAAGUUCCCUGACAUGACGACCAUCGAGGACCAUGCGAACUGGAACAUAUCCAGAGAGCUUGGCUUUAAUUACUGCCACACCGGUUUGAGUAACAGGCUGGCACGAGACAACCCCCUGACUGACAGCGACAACGAGCAGCUACGACAGGUGGGCAACAGAGACCCGCUGUCUGAAAUCACUGAGCAGGAGAAAGACUUUCUGUGGCGGCACAGACAAGACUGUGCCAACAUGCCAGAGGUACUUCCCAAGAUCCUCUUGGCUGUGAAAUGGAACUCAAGAGAUGAGGUUGCACAGAUGUAUUGCCUUCUGAAGGACUGGCCUGCUAUCAAGCCAGAACAAGCCAUGGAGUUGCUGGAUUGCAACUUCCCCGAUCCUAUGAUCCGAGACUUUGCUGUAAAGUGCCUUGACAAAUACCUGACAGAUGACAAACUGUCUCAGUACCUCAUUCAACUAGUUCAGGUUCUAAAGUAUGAGCAGUACCUUGAUAACCCGCUUGCACGCUUCUUGCUGAAGAAAGCAUUAACCAAUCAGAGGAUAGGACAUUUCUUCUUCUGGCAUUUAAAGUCAGAGAUGCACAACAAGACGGUGAGCCAGCGGUUUGGCCUGCUGCUGGAGUCGUACUGCCGGGCCUGCGGCAUGUAUCUGAAGCACCUGAGCAGACAGGUGGAGGCCAUGGAGAAACUCAUCAAUCUCACCGACCUCCUCAAACAGGAGAAAAAAGAUGAGGCACAGAAGGUCCAAAUGAAGUUCCUGGUGGAGCAGAUGAGAAGGCCCGACUACAUGGAUGCACUGCAAAGCUUCACCUCCCCACUGAAUCCAGCACAUCAGCUGGGAAACCUCCGCCUGGAGGAAUGCAGGAUGAUGUCAUCAGCGAAGCGACCUCUGUGGCUUAACUGGGAAAACCCAGAUAUGAUGUCAGAGCUGCUCUUCCAGAACAACGAAAUCAUCUUCAAAAAUGGAGAUGAUCUGAGGCAGGACAUGCUGACGCUGCAGAUCAUUAGGAUAAUGGAGAACAUCUGGCAGAACCAGGGCCUUGAUCUCAGGAUGCUGCCGUACGGUUGCCUGUCAAUCGGUGACUGCGUGGGCCUGAUCGAGGUGGUGAGGAACUCUCACACCAUCAUGCAGAUCCAGUGCAAAGGCGGCCUGAAGGGGGCGCUGCAGUUCAACAGCCACACGCUGCAUCAGUGGCUCAAGGAUAAGAACAAGGGAGAAAUGUAUGACCAGGCCAUAGAUCUGUUCACACGAUCAUGUGCAGGCUACUGUGUAGCCACAUUUAUCCUAGGCAUAGGAGACCGACACAACAGUAACAUUAUGGUCAAAGAUGAUGGACAGCUGUUCCACAUAGACUUCGGCCAUUUCCUUGACCACAAAAAGAAGAAGUUUGGCUACAAGAGGGAACGUGUACCCUUUGUACUCACCCAGGACUUCUUGAUCGUUAUUAGCAAAGGAACUCAAGAGUGCACCAAAACCAGGGAGUUCGAAAGGUUCCAGGAGAUGUGUUACAAAGCGUACCUGGCGAUCCGGCAGCAUGCCAACCUCUUCAUCAACCUCUUCUCCAUGAUGUUGGGCUCCGGCAUGCCCGAGCUGCAGUCGUUUGAUGACAUCGCUUACAUCAGGAAGACCCUGGCCCUGGACAAGUCGGAGCAGGAAGCCCUCGACUACUUCAUGAAGCAGAUGAACGACGCUCACCACGGCGGCUGGACGACAAAGAUGGACUGGAUCUUUCACACGAUCCGCCAGCACGCCAUGAACUAAAAUGGCAACUAAAGAAAAGGGUAGAGGAGUAAAGGAUUUUGGCAACAACAGCACAUUAAUAACCAAAAGAGAGAAGCGAGACAAGCAUUUUCCCAAACACACCGAGGCCUGGUUAAUAUUUCUGCCAGCGUUUGACUCUGAAACAUUACGUGCCACUGCUCCACAAAGUAAGGGUGCUCAGAAGGGCCUAUUUCAGGGACGUAAUGCCUAACCGCUCCUGUUUCUACAGGUGUCCGAAUGUCUUCUUCCUGCACUGUGAACCCGACAAGGCAGGGUGGAAUUGAAUUCAUAGGAACACGAUGAGUGUAAUUGAACUCGACUACAUUGACCUUCUCGCAAACAAAUUAUGGACACAUUUUUGUUUUUUUUCUUUGAAAUGUCUUUCUAUACGUCUUCAACCAUCAGCAUUAAGAAUCUUGAAGUGGCACGCCAUGAGCACAGCUGGCUUCUUCUAAAGAUGAACUGACACUUUCAUUUCCACUACCUGUUUUGACCUGAUGAAGAUGAGGGAGAUAUCGGCUUCACACAGCCAGGACAGCUGGGACACGGUGAAAGAAGCCCCCCCGUCCCCCCAAAAAAUCUAAAGUUCCUCACAAUUACAGAAACAAACACCAACACUAUGAGUACAAGACUGACGGAGGCCAUGUUGAAAAACACUUUGCAUAGCAUUUAACACUUAACUGAAAUCAUGACAGCGACAGACGACGCAUCCUCAGUUUAGAAAUCCCACCACCAUCGGCCCACAACUGACCGUUGUACAUAUUCAUAGACUUGUUUGCAUUCAGUGCACAUAUUCCUUUUUGAGUCUUUUUUCUACUGAGCCAAAGUACUAGAUGUGUAACCCCCCACUACUCGGCAGUCUUAUCGUGAGGAAAAUAGUCUGUACUAUUCCAAGUCUCGUGUACUCAUCGCACUGAGCUCUGCAGUAUUUGUUUUUGCUUUGUCAGUCAGUAUUAUUCUGUCCAUCACCGGCCCGACAGACGCAGUUGGAGCAUAAAAGCUUUCUGAUGGCCAGCUGCAGAACAUGGUUAUGAAUUUUUUUUCUUUUGUUAUUCAGCGGAUUAAGGAACGUAAACGCAGGGGGAAAAGGAGGCGUACUGCUCCUUUUGUGUGCUGUGCUGUUACACUAUGCAAGUUGUGAUCCUACUAUGUCCUGUAUUCUGGGGGAUGAUGUCAGAGUGAGGCAGACAUGCCAGUGUGUCUGAACUUUUUUUACAGACAGUACAUGGAAGAAAAAAAAAUUUGCACAAUGCUGCACUGUAACAGUAUUGUUUACUUCUUCCCAACUAAAAGAACAACGAGAAACGCCUUUUUUCUUCUCCUCACCACGUCUGUGUGGAGCUCUAACCGAAGCCAUCUGUAAAAUAUUUUAGAUGUUGAGUUCUGCUCCUGUCUCCUUUGCCGCGAUCUCGCUUACAAAAGACAAUUUAAGACAGACUCUCUCCUCACAUUUGCCAUAUUGCCCCAGAUUGAGAAAAAGUAACCCAAGUGAUUUUAUUUUUUUAAUUUAAGCCUUCCAAGUGUCUUCUUCCCAAACUCUUUCUUAUGAUUGUCGCCCUUAUAUAUGUGGAAGUCUUUGCAGCUUUGUUCACUGCACAGACACAUAUGUAAGAGGUCAGUAAAUGUUCUAGCUUUACCAAAUGAUACCCAUCAGGGGCGGUUUCCUGGACACUCGAGUCGGUCUGAAAGUCCAAUAAAUAAAUAAGAAGAGAAGAUUCUGUUCAUGGUUAAAAAAUGCUCAGGAAACCGAUCCUGUACCGAGAUACAUGUGCCUCUGUACAGGAUACAGAGCUGUGGGCUGGACCCAAACUUGACAAAUCUAGACCCCAUGUACUUUAUCAAAUUACUAAAUGAUGCUAUUUCCCCUUAUACUUCUACAUGUCAUAGUUCUUUUCUGUUUCUCACACUGCAUCAUGCAUGAGGUCCUCGAAUAUCUACUUAUUUUUUGUUUGUUUUGUUUUGUUUGACCUGAUGUUGUUUACUUGAAUUUCAUGUAUAGAGAUGACCUUGUUACUUGUGUGGGGGUACAACAAAGUCACAAUGAAGGUAACAGAUACUGCUACUGCUACUACAUGUGCAAAUGCUUUCCUUGAAUAACUACAGAGGUAAUAUAUUUUUGUAUUUUUAAAAUGUAAGCAAACUCAUAUAUGUAACUGCUACCCCAAAAAAGAGAGCAAUCAUGCACAACGUGCACCAUCCGCAUAUGAAACCCAGUAGACAGCUUUGUAGUUGUUGAAACUAUAUGAAUGACAAAGCAGAGGUGAAUUGUUGAAUGAAGGACAAGGACUUGAUGCUGUUGUCGGAGUGUGAUCCUCACGUCAGGGGGAGAUCCUUGCCCUGUUCGCACAAAUAAGUAGGGAGAUGCAUGUUUUUCUAAAGAGCCAGAAUCAUGUUGGUCGUCUAUCCAUCUGUAUAUAUAUCAUAAAAAACCUCUUCAAAUAUUUGUUUUUAGUCAUCAUGUGACCAUGUCUCAUAAUAAACUGUAUGCAUUCAUUUAUUGUACUGUUGAAUAAAUACAUUUCUCCCUAUCGGAAGAGAUAGAGAUUUUA
Messenger RNA from Scophthalmus maximus (turbot), 6194 nucleotides. RefSeq names its product phosphatidylinositol 4,5-bisphosphate 3-kinase catalytic subunit alpha isoform. Gene Ontology annotation, cellular component: phosphatidylinositol 3-kinase complex, class IA; phosphatidylinositol 3-kinase complex, class IB; plasma membrane. The transcript is spliced from 21 exons. The coding region runs from base 439 to 3645 and encodes 1068 amino acids. NCBI's taxonomy places the organism in Eukaryota, Metazoa, Chordata, Actinopteri, Pleuronectiformes, Scophthalmidae. The record is from RefSeq and is a predicted model, not a curated record. Gene Ontology annotation, biological process: phosphatidylinositol-mediated signaling; phosphatidylinositol 3-kinase/protein kinase B signal transduction; phosphatidylinositol-3-phosphate biosynthetic process. Gene Ontology annotation, molecular function: 1-phosphatidylinositol-3-kinase activity; 1-phosphatidylinositol-4-phosphate 3-kinase activity.